AACCUAUGCCCUGCUCCUCCCGGCUCUCUGCCUGCAGACGCUGGGUGGCGCCUUUGAUGAGUUUAUCUUCUCCCCGCGCCUGGACAACCUGCACAGCUGCUUCUGCGCCCUGCAGGCCUUGAUUGACUCGUGCGCGGCGCCCUCCUCCCUCUCGCAGGAGCCAAACGUGCGUCUCAUCGCACUCUACGACAACGAGGAGGUAGGGUCGGAGAGCGCGCAGGGUGCGGAGUCCCUGCUAACAGAGCUGGUGUUGCGCCGGAUCUCGGCAUCGCCGCAAAACCUGACAGCCUUCGAGGAGGCCGUGGCCAAGUCCUUCAUGAUCAGCGCCGACAUGGCCCACGCUGUGCACCCUAACUACGUGGACAAGCAUGAGGAGAAUCAUCGCCCAGCCUUCCACAAGGGCCCCGUCAUCAAGGUGAACAGCAACCAGCGCUACGCCUCCACAGCUGUCACUGAAGCAGUCAUCCGGGACAUCGCCACCCGCGUGGGUGUCCCUCUGCAGGAGUUCAUGGUGCGCAACGACACGCCCUGUGGCACCACCAUCGGCCCCAUUCUGGCCUCCCGCCUGGGGCUGCGCGUGCUGGACAUCGGCUGCCCGCAGCUGGCCAUGCACUCCAUCCGGGAGAUGUGCUGUACCUCGGGGGUGCUCCAGAGCAUCACCCUCUUCAAGGGCUUCUUCGAGCUCCUGCCGGCGGUCAGCAGCAGCCUGGUGGUCGACUGAGUGCGGCGUGGAGGGGAGUGGCUGUGGGUCAGGCCCUGGCACCAUUAAAGCAUCUCUCUC
Messenger RNA from Merops nubicus (carmine bee-eater), 781 nucleotides. RefSeq names its product aspartyl aminopeptidase (gene DNPEP). NCBI's taxonomy places the organism in Eukaryota, Metazoa, Chordata, Aves, Coraciiformes, Meropidae. The record is from RefSeq and is a predicted model, not a curated record. The annotation marks the transcript as partial. Gene Ontology annotation, molecular function: aminopeptidase activity; zinc ion binding. The transcript is spliced from 7 exons. Gene Ontology annotation, biological process: proteolysis.